Molecule: messenger RNA, 264 nt
Organism: Ambispora leptoticha
Lineage: Eukaryota; Fungi; Glomeromycota; Glomeromycetes; Archaeosporales; Ambisporaceae
Source: the annotation of a GenBank genome assembly
AUGUCUCAACAUAACCAGCGUAUUCAACAAAGAAAUCCACCACCCCCACUACAACAACCACGGGAUCAACCCGCACCAAUAUAUUUAAGCAUGGCACAGAGCUUUAUAGAUGGCGUCAAUAACAUUUUUGAUCAAACAACUACGCAAGAUCAAAACGAUACUUUAAGUACCUUAUUUGAAGCCUAUCAGUAUAACACCCAGAGGCUCACUACAUUACCAGAAAGUGCAACUGUAUAUUGCUUUAUUGUAUGUAAUAUGAACUAA